Messenger RNA from Gavia stellata (red-throated loon), 1471 nucleotides. RefSeq names its product WD repeat domain 13 (gene WDR13). NCBI's taxonomy places the organism in Eukaryota, Metazoa, Chordata, Aves, Gaviiformes, Gaviidae. Gene Ontology annotation, molecular function: promoter-specific chromatin binding; protein binding. The record is from RefSeq and is a predicted model, not a curated record. The transcript has 9 exons. Bases 1 to 1455 code for a protein of 484 amino acids. Gene Ontology annotation, cellular component: nucleus.
AUGGCCGCCGUCUGGCAGCAGGUGCUCGCCGUGGAUGCCAGGUACGCAGCCUACCGCACACCCCGCUGGCCCCAGUUCAGAACGCAGUAUGUGCGACGCCGCAGCCAGCUGCUGCGGGAGCAAGCGCAGGGUGGUGCUCUGGAGGGGGGCACCCGGCGCUGGUACCUGCGGGUGCGCACCCGCCUGCUGGCCCAGCGCUACGGUGCCCUCUCUGAGCAGAGCAGCUGCCGCGCCCACAGCAGCAGCGCCCUCCGCGCCAGCCGCACCACCCUCGACCGCAUGGAGGACUUCGAGGAGGACCCGCGGGUGGCCCGGGGACAUCGGCGCUCCCUCAGCCGUGGCUCCCAUGCUGGGGUCCCCCGUGGGGCCCCCGAUGAGCGCCCCCCUGGGGUGGUGCCGACGCCGCUGGCAGAGGCAAGCCGUGCCAUGGCCGGGGAUACGACACUGAGCGAGAACUACGCCUUUGCUGGUGUCUACCACGUCUUUGACCAGCACACUGAUAGCGCCGUGCCAAAGGUGCAGUUCGCACACGACGACCGGCACCUGCUGGCCUGCUGCUCGCUGGACGGCACCAUCUCCGUGUGCCGGCUGGCGCCGGGGCCACCAGCAGUGCUGCGGGUGCUGCGGGGCCACGGGGGUGGCGUGGCCGACUUCGCCUGGUCCCUCUCCAACGAUGUCCUGGUGUCGGCCUCCCUGGAUGGCACCCUGCGGCUCUGGGCCCCCGCUGAUGGGCGCUGCAUCCGCCGCGUGCCCGACCCCGACGGUGCCGCCCUGCUCUGCUGCGCCUUCCAGCCGCUCAACAACAACCUCACUGUGGUGGGCAGCGCCCGGCACAUGGUGCGGGUGGUGAACAUCUCGACGGGGAAGGCGGCGCGGGGCGGGGCAGGGCGGCUGCCCGGGCGGGUGCUGGCGCUCUGCUUCGACGCCCCUGGCCGCGUCCUCUGGGCUGGCGACGACCGUGGUUCCGUCUCCUCCUUCCUCUGCGACCCCGGCACUGGGCGGCUGACGAAGGCCUCGCGGGUGGUGGUGCAGGCAGGUGGCUCCAUCACCUCGCUCUCAGCCCGGGCCUGGGCCAGCCGUGAGGCCCCCGACCCCUCGCUGCUGGUCAACGCCUGCCCUGACCGCCUGCUGCUAUUCCGGGUGGUGGAGGAGGAAGGCUCAGGGGCACCGGGGCUGCGGCUGCGGCGCAGCUUCCCUACACGGCACCGGGAACAGCCCUUGCGCAGCUGCUUCUGCCCCCUCAUGUCCUUCCGGCAGGGUGCCUGCGUGGUGACAGGCAGCGAGGAUGCAUGUGUGCACUUCUUCGAUGUGGGGCGGGCAGCACGAGCCACCGUCAACACGCUGCAGGGCCACGGCGGGGCGGUGCUGGCUGUCGCCUUCAACUGCGACGAGAGCCUGCUGGCCUCCAGCGACGCCACCGGCACCGUCAUCGUCUGGCGCCGCCAGCACGCCUGACUCCCCCCACCUCGUA